GCUGAAGAGGGAAACAUUGAGUACAAGCUGAAGCUGGUGAACCCCACGCAGUACCGCUUCGAGCACCUGGCCACGCAGAUGAAGUGGAGGCUGCAGGAGGGCCGCGGGGAGGCCGUGUAUCAGAUCGGUGUGGAGGACAACGGGCUGCUGGUGGGCCUGACCGAGGACGACAUGAAGGCCUCUCUCAGAACACUGCGCCGGAUGGCUGAAUUUAACAUAUUAAUGCGGGUGGGUGCAGACAUCACAGUUCUCAGAGAGAGGGAGGUGGAUUACGACUCGGAUGAACCUCACAGAAUCGCAGAGGUGCUGGUCAGGAAAGUGCCAGAUGAUCAGCAGUUCCUGGACCUGCGGGUAGCGGUGCUGGGGAAUGUGGACUCAGGGAAGUCCACUCUGCUUGGUGUACUCACACAAGGAGAGCUGGACAACGGGAGAGGGAGAGCGCGGCUCAACCUCUUCAGACACCUUCAUGAAAUCCAGACCGGACGGACCUCCAGCAUCAGCAUCGAGAUCCUGGCCGACAGCAAAGGAGAGGUGGUGAACUACAGUGAGUCCAGAACGGCGGAGGAAAUCUGCGAGAGUGCCUCAAAAAUGAUCACCUUCAUAGACCUGGCAGGCCACCACAAGUAUCUCAAGACCACCAUCUUUGGCCUGACCAGCUACUGUCCAGACUUUGCCAUGCUCGUGGUCAGCGCUAACACUGGCAUCGCGGGGACGACGCGAGAGCACCUGGGUCUGGCCAUGGCACUGAAGGUGCCCAUCUUCAUAGUGGUCAGUAAGGUGGACCUGUGUGCCAAAGGCACCGUGGAGCGCACCGUCCGGCAGCUGGAGCGCAUCCUCAAGCAGCCGGGCUGCAACAAAGUGCCCAUGCUGGUGUCCUCCACAGACGACGCCGUCACUGCCGCCCAGAAGUUUGCACAGUCUCCCAGCAUCACGCCCAUCUUCACCCUGUCCAGCGUGUCGGGGGAGAGUCUGGAUUUGCUGAAGGUCUUUAAUAUUCUACCUCCCCUCAGCAACAGCAAGGAGCAGGAGGAGCUGAUGCAGCAGCUCACAGAGUUUCAGGUACAGGAGAUCUACACAGUGCCGGAUGUGGGGACAGUUGUUGGUGGGACUCUUUACAGUGGGAUCUGCCGCGAGGGAGAGCAGCUGGUGGUCGGACCCACGGACGAUGGGAAGUUUCGUGAGCUGACGGUGUGCAGUAUCCAGAGGAAUCGCUCGGGCUGCAGGGUGCUGAGAGCUGGGCAGGCUGCCACUCUGGCUCUGGGAGACUUCGACCGCUCGUUACUACGAAAGGGAAUGGUGAUGGUCAGCCCGGAGAUGAACCCCACUAUCUGCUGGCGCUUCGAGGCUGAGAUCGUCUUGCUCUUUCACGCCAAAACCUUCCACAAGGGCUUCCAGGUGACGGUGCAUGUGGGCAAUAUCAGACAGACGGCCACGGUCGAGGCUCUGCAAGGAAAGGACGAGCUGCGCACCGGAGAGAAGGCGGUGGUGCGCUUCAGGUUCAUCAAGCACCCCGAGUACCUGAAGGUGGGCGCCAAGCUGCUCUUCAGAGAGGGGGUCACCAAAGGCAUCGGCCAGGUCACCAAACUACAGCCAUCCAAACACGGCUCCAGCAGCACUGAACCUCACUGUCAGCCUUCAUAACGAUCUUCAUCCACUCUCCAAAGGACACCGGUUGUACUUUAGCUAGUUUUGUUUUUAUUACCGACGUGGAUGAAGAACCUCGUGGCAGCUACGGUUGUGAGAGCGAAACCGACCAGACGCCUCUCUGAUGUCUUUUUAUUUAUUUUAGCCUUUUCUAACGAGGUUUUUUUUACUCUCGAGCUUUAACGGCACAGGAUUUAGAUCUCUGCUAGAAGUCACCAAGUGUUCCUGCUAUCCUUCUGACGCUCCAGACGUCGAUCUGCCUUGACCCGUUUCUGCCUGCACUCCAGUGCUUUAGUAGCUCAGGAAGCAUUACGUUCACGCGUCACUGAUUAUGCAAAGCUCUCCGUCUCAUUGCGUGUCUGGGGUCUCUGGUGCAGUGUGCUACACCUCGGUGUCUCUCUGAACACUCGAGGUUUGGUGCUAGCGCUUUCCGUCGCUUCAUUUUAGCGCUGUCCUGUACCCAUGGCAUGCAUGUUGAUCUCAGUACUGAAUCGUAUAUCAGGACACGCUCGCGUUUCUACUUUAUCACUGUUCAGUGUGCAAUUUUACGAGAAAAAAAAUGUAUUUGAACCAAAAAGAGUAAGUUUAUAUAGAAUGUUCUAGAGAAUUCUGGAUGUUUUAGUUCCAUCGAUUUGUAAUAAUUUCUACUCGUAUGCAUUUUUUUGGAGUGACGUCUUCUUUUACACCGAAUGUCACUUUUCUGGCUUUAUGUGCUAGAUGGGUUUUUUUGAGAUUUUUAAAAGCAUUUUAGCCUUACUUUUUGGUGAAUUGGAAUAUUUAUGUACAAAUUUGUUUGUAUAUUGUGCUGUACAUAAAUAAAAGUUUAUUAGAGUUUA
Molecule: messenger RNA, 2480 nt
Organism: Puntigrus tetrazona (Sumatra barb)
Lineage: Eukaryota; Metazoa; Chordata; Actinopteri; Cypriniformes; Cyprinidae
Product: GTP-binding protein 2-like
Biological process (GO): translational elongation
Molecular function (GO): translation elongation factor activity; GTP binding; GTPase activity
Source: RefSeq, a predicted model, not a curated record